Pseudozyma hubeiensis SY62 is the source of this 4884-nucleotide messenger RNA. RefSeq lists its product as hypothetical. Lineage: Eukaryota; Fungi; Basidiomycota; Ustilaginomycetes; Ustilaginales; Ustilaginaceae. The record is from RefSeq and is a predicted model, not a curated record. The transcript has a single exon. Bases 1 to 4884 code for a protein of 1627 amino acids.
AUGGCGACAUCAAUACAGGGCGAGCGUGUGGUGCCUCAGUCCAACAACAGGAGGAGAGGAUGGGUCAUCGCUAGCGAAGAUGGCACCGAGAUCGAGCGGCCAACCAGCUUCGAUGCUCGCAAAAGUGCCGCCGCGUGGAACAAAGGCAAAGGCCCGUCCCAGGCAUCCAUCCCAUCCAGAGCGUCGUCAUUAGCAUCCACUCCAGCGCCAACACCGAUGCUUCCAAGCGAGCCUUUCCAGCAGGCAGAUGAGCCAUCAGCCAGCGGUCCUUCUACAAGCGAAGUCAUCACUCUACCCGUACCGCCACCACGGAUUCCAUCUUCCAGCAUGAGCCACAGCAGAGACGCGACAUCCAGCACGACAAGCGAAGCAGAAUCCAGCACCGGCCGACGACGACCUUCACCGCCUCUGCUCGUACCACCAAAACAGACCUUUAAGAAAGUCCCUUCCAAAAGGGUCCUGCCACCUUCGGCGCUGAGCGAUCACGAAAAGUUCAUGGCCGCUGCCUACAAGGGUGCCGGUAGCAGCGCGUCUUCAUCGUCAGCGGGAACAUCCGGAUCGCGUUCGCCAUUCGCAAAUGCUGCGUUGCGCAGCGACCUUGCAAAGCUGGCUGCGAGCCGACGUGCGAACAGCUCUUCCUCAAGCAGCACAGCGACAACCUCGACGUCAGCAUCUGUGUCGCAAUCUGCAACAGCAUUAGCUACAUCGGCUGUGUCAGCAACGCCCACGAGCAAUCAACUCAAGGGCAAAGCGAAGCAAAUUAGUCAAAGCCCCUUGCAAAGUGACCCCGAAGGGUUCUUCAGCUCGGGAGGAAAGGUCAAGCAGAUGGCCAACACGUACGACAACACCCACAGUCGUCAACAGAGCGGCGAUCCACAAUCCUCUGCUGAUGCUUCAGCGUCAUCACAGCAACGCAGCAGUGAUUUUACCCAGCACAAGCAAUCUCUUCUCCUCUCUCAGGUCCAUCCGCUGCCGGCAUUGAGCGAAAAGUCUGCCAAUUCCGACAUCGAAGACGUACCUUCUUCUGCAUCCGAUGUGAUGUCCGACAACGAAGCAGCAAUCUCAGCAGCAGCAGCCAAGACGGUCAAGAGGCGCGAAAGCCUACAAAUCGAAUUGCCACCCCCACCGCCACAAUUCAAGGACAGGUACCCGACCAUCCUCGUAGAUUCAACACACGCGAGCGACUCUGAAGCCAGCGGCACGAGUAACGCUGGUCCUCGCCGCCGCCGUCGACGAAGUACGGCUUCAAUGAGCAAUAAGCUCGGAACCGAUGCAGAGGACGACGAUGACGACGAGUAUGCGGGUGACGAUUCCAGCUGGCCAUCGACACCCUCCACCACUCCGCUGGAGACGUAUUUCAUAGCAGCUGAUGCCAAACCCAAACCGGCGAAAAGAACAAUGCAAACUACCAUGGAGAUUGUAGCAGCUGAAUCGAGUGCUCUUGGCAUGGGCAGACCUAUGGUAGUCGUCACAAGCCCAAGCACUGCAUCAGAAGUCUCGUCAGAUCGUCGUUCGAGCUCAGGCUCCGGGUCUACAUCGGAUCGCACAUACUCAUCUUCACCGCCAGCUGUGGCCAGUGUUGCGCCUCCCCCGGCCCUGUCGAAAAUCGAAGAGCAUCCGAGUGCCAAGAGCGACGCAGCUGAGGCAAGCACAGCUGGACCGCCGAAACGAUCGCUCUCAUUCGAGGUGCCAGUCAUGAACCGAUUCAGAGCGUCGGAAGAGAGCUUGCCCAUCGGUGGUGCUGUCCGCUCGCCAUCACGAGCGAUGGCAUUUUUGGCCAAGAUGAAUCCGAGCAGAUCCGCGAACCGUAGCAGUGUUGAUCUGGUUUCCACCACUCGCACCGACGCGAGCUCGGGCACUGUACAGGCUGCGAAACGAAUGUCGUUGGAUGAUCAGCGCCGAACGUCAGCAGAGCAGCGCCGUUCCGUCGAGCUCCGUCCGAUCCUCCUGAAUGCUGCGUCACGCCCACCUCCUCGACCUGUCGCGAUAGAAGCUGCAAGCUCGACAACUACUUCCCAGCAGGAGCGCCGUCGAUCGUUGGGCCGUGCUGCAGUUCGCUCCAACGUUCUGCCCUAUCACUCGCGUCGCAGCUCAGAGGUUUCUACCAGCUCUUCGACCGACACUCCCAAGGCCCAGGACCGCGGCUCGUUCGAUAAGCAACCGUUCGACCCGGGAUACAGCCCUACUUCGCAGAUGACGACCUUCACGAUGCCAUCACCUGCCCUGAGCACCGAUCAGAAGCUCUUCUCGAACCAGCCCGCAAUUCACGCACAGCAAUCGACCGAGACGAACCAGCGCCGAUCUUCGGCUGCUGGCGCACCGAGAGAUCGCUUCGCCGCUUCUAUGCCCUCUUUGCAUCAGCCUGUCGUCCACGCGCAGCCAAGGGACCGUCGUACGGCCUCAAAUGAAGAGCCAGGUGCUCAACCGUCGGCGAUCCGACUGCUGAUCGACUCGCAGAAAGGCCGCACCACACGAGACAAUGACUCGAUCGCCGAAUGGAUUUCUGUAUCCGUCAAUGAUCUGCUUUUGCCAGAUGUCACCGAGGCGUACGGAAACGGUGGCGCGGGCGAGUUCUCGAAUGAGAACCAACACCAUGGCAAGAAGCCCAAGAAGAACAAGCCGUGGAAGCUGGGACGAUUUGCAGCGUCGGAGGUUGUGCUUCCCUCCUCUUCUGCCGUGCAAGCAAAACGACGUUCGAUCUCUCUCGUCAAGCGAUCAUCCUCUGCACAGGUGAACGAGCCAACGCGAGUCAGCGCUGAAUCUACGUCUUCACCGCCAAGUGCGCCGUUCAUGCGCAAUUUGGGCUUCACGACCGCCAAUCGUAACGUUGCGCUCCAGAACCUUUGCGCAGAACGCUCCGUGAUGGCGCUGGCUGCAAGCACGAUCUAUAUCGCCGGUUGUGGCCGUAUCAAAGUGCCGCAGCCGGCUGCUCUGCCAGCCGCCAAAUCGAAAGCCAAAUCGAAGACACAGGAAGCCGAGAAUAAAAAGCUCGGUCAAGUCUCGACGGAAUCAACAGCGGUAGCCGUCGUCGAAGGUCCGAGCAGCCCGGUUCAUCCAUCUCACAGCGCAGAUGCUUCGCAAGAUGCUUAUCUCAACGUGACCGAGGACCGUCAUACCGGAUACGACCUGAGCGGAGCUGCGGUGGGCACAGUCAAGUCGAUGGUGCCAGAGCUGGGAGACUGGUCGGGAUCGAUGGAGCACGACCGAAGUCACAGCGAAGAGGUGGCAGAGCCUGAGCGACCUUUUAGGGACUAUGAUGACGAGGGAUCGGACCUCUUUGACUCGGACAGAUCCGAUACGGAGUCCGAGGAUGAAUUCGACUACGGAGAAGAGGAUGUUGAGGUGCCCGUACGGUUCGGACAGCGCGUUAACGUGAGCAGCAGAGCUGGAUCAGCAUUCUACGGCUCGUCAGUGCCGACUGGGUACGAGGCAGAGAGAAGUGUCGAUGAGGCAACGCCGCCAGCGAGACAUCUGGUGCCGUCGGUCAGCCUGGACCGAUUGACACCAGGCACAGUCAUGGUGCACGGAACCGAGCUGCGGAUCUGCGUUGAAGAGGAGCAACUUUCGGGACGAUCAGCCCGGCCGAUGGCUUACUGGAAGGCGGUCGAAGUACAGCAGCCCGAGUCGAAACCAGAAGAACCCGUUGAGAACCAAAUUCGUCGUCAGCCCUCAAACAGAGCGAUGAAACUGGAGGAAGAAGUUGCCACCGGAAUCUUUGCCGCCUUUGUCGGCAAUCGAAGCCCACGACGACAAAAUCAACGAGCAAGCAUCGAUGCUGGACCUUGCAGUGCUGAUCAAGGCUCCCCACAGAAGCGAAGCACUCAAUCGACAAGCAUUUCCAGGAGGGAGCUGGUGGUAUCCAAGGUGAACAAGAGCACUUUCACUGUUCGCAGCGAAACGCGCUCAACCAUGGACGGUACAGAGCAGGUUGUCGAAAUCUUACGUCGAGGCGGCAGCCAAUCGACGCACUUGACACAGGCUUCGGAAUCAUCGCGAGGCUCAACAUCGACGGACAAAGUCGAGAGGGCAUUCCCUUCGCCACUCCUUUCGAACACAGAGUUUGCGAACAGCAGACCUCGAUCUCACAACCGCACCAACGGCUCGCUCUCGACGCUCGAAGACGUAGCAGAGCGCAUCACGAUCCGCAUCCAGCAACAGGGAGUUAGUGGCUUCUCCGCCAGCUUCCAGUCGCGCGAUGGACAGGUCUGGUUGUGGCAAGGAAGCAAACUGGAGGCGUCCGUACUGUCACCGAGGAAAACACAAGCAGGCGUUCACGGCAUCGAUGUCCUGGACAACUACGAUCUGGUGCUGCGUGCUCGAAACGGAUCACAAAGCAUUGAGCUUGCAACCUACUCUACCGACUCGCAGCUACGCAACGCACUUGGGCUGUUCAAGCCGCGGACGAAGCCUGUCCCGAAAGCGCUUCCCGAGGACACGAGCAACCUCGGCUCCGCUGUUGCGCCACCGACCCGAGUGCUGCCAUUGGCGAUCCCGAUCCGGGGUAUGGCGGGAGGAAUAUCGCGAGGAGAGCCGCAGAUCCCUCUGCGUGGCAUUCGAGGUGGCCCUCUCCUUCGACCUCAGACGAGUGCAAAUGGCAGUGCUCUGCGGCAGCAUGGACUGUGGCAGCAGCAACGAGCAGCAGUGUCGACCGAAGCGGUGGUACAAGUGCACAACAAUGCAGUCAACAACGCCAGAGCCUCGGUUCAACUCAACGAGCGUCUGGCAUCGAAGCGCGCUUCCACCGACACGGCAAGGCCAUCCCCGCAGGAUGAGGGAACGCAAGAUCAAAAGAUGGGCGUGCUCAGUUUCGCGGCAGUCGAAGCGCUGGAUCGAGAUCUUGUGGUGCUGUCGCUCUUGGCUGUGAUGGGAAGCGUUCGAAUGUGA